Molecule: messenger RNA, 5144 nt
Organism: Girardinichthys multiradiatus
Lineage: Eukaryota; Metazoa; Chordata; Actinopteri; Cyprinodontiformes; Goodeidae
Gene: snx13
Product: sorting nexin 13
Exons: 25
Coding region: 156-3056 (966 amino acids)
Cellular component (GO): early endosome
Molecular function (GO): phosphatidylinositol binding
Source: RefSeq, a predicted model, not a curated record
AAGACGUAAACCUUGCCAACAUGGCGACGUUCCGAUGAGAGUACAGAGGUUUGAAGUAACGACCGCUUUUUAGCUGGAAAAAAAUAACCUCAACACCGCCAGUUACGAUGUGGCGGGGUUAGCCGAAGCCACGACGCGCACAGCUUUUUUAGACCAUGUUUGCAGAGGCCAGUCUGUCCAUCUGGGGAUGGGGGGGUCUUGGAGCUGUGCUAUUCUUCAUAACCUUUGGACCUUUUGCCAUAUUCUACCUGGCCUUCUAUAUCUUUUGCUUUAUUGGAGGUGGCUUUGCAGUCACAUUGCUUUAUGGAAAGAUAAACUCAGAGAAACACCUGGAAAAAUGCGAGCACUCUUACUUACCACCGACACAAAUUGGUAUACAGAAGACGCUGGAUGACAUGAAACUGGAGGUAAAGUCAAUAAAGAUUGACAGGAGACUGACUGGAUCCAGUUUCAUUGAUGAACCACUACAACAGGUGAUCCAGUUUGCGCUGAGAGACUAUAUCCAGUACUGGUAUUACACUCUGAGUGAAGAUGAGUCCUUUUUGCUGGAGAUCAGACAAACGCUGCAGAAUGCACUCAUCCAGUUCUCCACGCGGUCCAAAGAGGUGGACUGGCAGCCUUACUUCACCACCCGCCUGGUGGACGACUUCGCCACCCAUUUACGUGUCUUUAGAAAAGCCCAGGAUCGCCUCGCCGACAGAGAGGACAAGCAAAGAGACAUAACAGAAGAGCUAGUUGACUCAUUUUUUGAGGCUGAAGUGGAGAUGGAAAGAAAAAUAUGUAGAGACGUAGUUUGCACUUCCCACAGAGAUGAAGAAGGUUUUCUUCGAGACUUGUGUGAGUUACUUCUGUAUCUGUUACUACCUCCUGGAGAUUUCCACAACAAAAGCAUGAGAUACUUCCUGAGGGAGGUGCUGGCAUACGGAGUUCUACUUCCUCUGAUCAACCAGCUGAGUGAUCCGGAUUAUAUUAACCAGUUUGUCAUCUGGAUGAUUCGGGACUCCAGCUGCAACUAUGAAGCCUUCAUGAACAUCUUGAAGUUGACGGACAAGCCUGCCGAACUUGAAGCUGUUAAAGGCAAGGUGCUGGAGGAGCUGCAGUAUCUCCGCUCCCUGGACACAGCUGGAGAUGACAUCAAUGUGAUCAAAAACCAGAUUAACAGUCUUCUAUUUGUGAAGAAGGUGUGUGAGACCAGAAUCCAGAGACUACAGUCAGGAAAGGAGGUCGAUGCCCUGAAGUUGGCAGCCAGUUUUGGCAAGCUGUGCGUUAUCCCAUUGGAUCACAUCCUCGUCCACAACAUAGCUCUGCAGUUCUUCAUGGACUUCAUGCAGGCAGCAGGGGCUCAGGCAGAGCUGUUCUUUUGGCUCACUGUGGAGGGAUACAGGGUGACAGCCCAGCAGCAGCUGGAGGUGAUGCAGGGCUGGCAGAAAGAUGACAAGAAGCAGCCGGGGGCCACCAAGGGGCUGCUAAAGGCGGCUGCACUGGGGGUUUAUGAACAGUACCUUUCUGACAAGGCAUCUCCCAGGGUACAGGUGGACAAGGAGUUAGUAACAAAUCUGGGAGAGAAGCUGCAGAGAGAAGACCCCACACCUGAUAUAUUUGAUGAAGUUCAGAGAAAGGUGUACGACAUGAUGCUACGUGACGAGCGCUUCUACCCGUCCUUCAAGCAGAGUCCCCUGUAUGUCCGCAUGCUCGCAGAGCUGGACAUGUUGAAAGAGCCAAGUUACAGAGGAUCUGAUGAUGGGGAUGGAGAGUCCUUCAAUGGCUCUCCCACAGGAAGCCUAAACCUGUCACUGGAUGACCUGACCAACUCCUGCCAUGAUGAAUUUCUGCAGCUACAUGCCUUCAUAUCUGACACGGCUGAUUCUUUUCUUCCUGGCUUCUGGGGUGCAACAGGGGUUUGCAACGAUCAUGGUAAGACCUACGCACUUUACGCCGUCACCGUGUUCAGACGCAACCCAGACGGCAGUGAGGACUUCUGGAAGACGUACCGUCGCUACUCAGACUUCCAUGACUUCCACAUGAGAAUAACGGAGCAGUUUGAGAACCUGACGUCGAUCCUAAAGCUUCCAGGAAAGAAAACUUUCAACAACAUGGACAGAGACUUCCUGGAGAAGAGAAAAAAGGACCUCAAUGCUUACCUUCAGUUGCUGCUAAACCCAGAGAUGGUGAAGGCCUGUCCAACUUUGAUUCCCUACAUCUAUGACUUCCUAGAGAAUAAGGCCUACAGCAAGGGCAAAGGAGAGUUUGCACGAAAGAUAGACACAUUUGUGAAUCCUUUGCGGAGCUCCAUGAGGAACAUGUCCAACGCAGUAAAAUCUCUGCCGGACAGUUUGGCUGAGGGAAUGAAUAAAGUCUCUGAUAACAUGGGCCGCAUGUCAGAAAGACUUGGUCAAGACAUCAAACAGAACAUUUUGAAGGUGCCUCCUCUCCUUCCAAAGUCUGACAUCGACCCAGAACACUGUCGAGUCUCUGCCCAGCUGGACGACAAUGUGGAUGAUAAUAUCCCUCUACGAGUCAUGCUGCUGCUGAUGGAUGAGGUGUUCGACCUUAAAGAGAAAAACCAAUGGCUGCGCAGGAACAUUAAGAACCUGCUGCAGCAGCUCAUCAGAGCCACUUACGGAGACACUAUCAACAGGAAAAUCGUGGAUCACGUGGACUACAUGACCUCUCAAGAACAGGUGGCAGAUUAUGUGAAAAAGUUCAGGGAUUCCUACUGGCCUAAUGGGAUUCUAGCCGAGACCCCACCGCGCAGGGACAAGUGCAUCCGCAUGAGGACACGGGUAGCUGCCAAGACCAGCCUCCUAGGCAUCAUGCCAGAUGAGCUAAAGCACAUUAUCGGAGCAGACACUACUAGAAAGGGCAUCCUCCGCGUCUUUGACAUGUUUCAGUACCAACCCAUGAACCGGCGCCUAGUGUACGUGUUCCUGGAGGGCUUCCUGGAGACCAUGUUCCCUCAGUACAAAUUCCCCGAGCUGUUUGUCAAGCUGCACUCCCGUUCGCCGCGCAUUCACAGAUACAGCCAGAAACUCCAAUGCUUCUCGCUGAAGAGGUGACAGGAAAGGCCGGCGGCAUCAGGACACGGGCCAACGACAGACAUGCAGAGACCCGAGAGCUGGAAGUGAGGGUGUGUGUGGUGAGAAGGGGGUGUUUUGUGUGCGAUCGCUGCCCUUAACCUGCUCUCACACACUCCUAUCGGGGAAAACACUCCUGAUUGUUUCCACUGAAACAGAACCGAAGGAUGAGCAGCUCUGAAAUACACGUUCUAACACAAAUUAUACCAUUUGCACCAAGAGACUGAACAGGACUGUCUUUUUUUUUGUUUUGUUCUAGUUUCUAUAUUUUUUUCUUCUGUUUGGACAUUUUACUUUUGUUAAGCUUUAUGUUGGCCAGCCAAUGCUGCUUUCUUGUGGUUCAGACGAGCAGAUCAUAAAAUACUGCUUUGUUUUUAAACUGCAGGACUCAAUAGAGCAGACCCACACCUUGCCUUACUUUCCCGCUUCAGUCCUUUAUGUUGUGGAGCCACAGAGCUGCAAUCACGCAUACCAUCACGCAGAAGCACAUCUUCCUCUUUCCACUGCAACCAAACAAAUGUCAGAAGCACUGGGUUAAAGAGGCGCUGUCCUGCAAAUGUGAGCGAACGAGAAUGGGUUGGAAGUUGUUGUUUUUUUCGCCCAUCAGUUUUUCUUCUCUCGAUGGACAGGCCACACCCCCUUUAAUGCAACUGUCAUUACCUGCGACAACCAAAGCUCAUGCUGUUUGUUUGUUUCUGUGUGUGUGUGUGUUCGCUUCUUAUUGCAGAUCAUGCAAAGAAAGAAACCUUUAACGAGCCAAAAGGUGAGGAGAAUCUAUGCUCUGGGCUGCGUCGCAGUUGGGUCGCAUAGGUUGUGUAUGUGUGUGUGUGUGUGCGUGUGUGUGUGCGUUGAGCUGGAAGACGCAGCUGUCUUCUGGUCAGAAACUGUGCCAGUGUGAGUGAGUGAACCAUCCUUAAAUCUAUAUAUAGUGUAAACUGGCCAAGAGAUGCAUAGCAGAGGGAGUUCUCUGUCACGAGAAAUGGACUUUAUAAGAAAAUCAAAAGGAGGAAUGGAGAUAUUAUCCCUAAUCACUUUUAUUCUGAGAGAAAAAAAAAUCUUUUGAUUUGGUGCAAUAUAUUUUGUGUGAUGCAUGUGCAUUUUGAUUUAUGGUGUACUAAAAAUGGUCAUUCGUAAUCUUUUAUUUAGAAGAAAACAUUAAGACGUCUUCUUACCCCAACAGCUUAACAUUCCGUUGUUGUAAAAUGUUUAUUUUACAGACUUGUUUUAUAAGUCCGACUUGUUUUUUGGGUGUUUUUUGUUUUUUUUUAAGUGUACAGAAGGUAUUGUCCACAUGUCCCAUACUCACCAUCAGAGAAUGUCUGCUGCAGGAAUCGGUAAAGUAGUAAUCAGUAGUCCAUCAACUCCUGCACUACAGCUAGUUCAGAGGUGGUCUUGAACAACUGCUUCUUUCAGCCUUCUACGUGGCGUUCCAAUCUGUACCAGACUGUCAGGCUGAGUGCAGAGAUCUUGUGACCUGACUGCCUCCACUGCCUAUUGCGUGUGAAGCCCUUCUAUAAUCAGGUCCACCAAAAUCACAGAAGUGACUGUGGCCAAUAGAGUCACUACUAAUAAGCACUUACUGUAGCAACUGUGGGAGACCGGGCCCUGACUCCCUCCACCGCUGCCAUUUGCUUGCCCUUGGUAGCGCCAGUGGACUCUGAUUGGCUGAGCAAGAAGGACGCAAAGCAUCUAUUUUUGGGAAGAGAUGUCACCUUUAACAUUCUGCACAACUCUCCAUGCAGGAAGUGUUUGGGUUUUUUUUGUUUUUUUUUACCCCAGUAUAUAUGAAUCUGAUACAGAAAAUGUGUGCAUAUCUGUGUACAUUGUGUUAAUAGUGUGCCUAAAUGUAAUGUCAACUCUAUUUUCAUAUUUUUCUUCACCCAAGAAGAAAAGAAAAAAGUCAAUCAGAACGUCAUGAUCCUUUUACGAGACUGAAAAACGCUUUGGGAUUUUAGGUUGUUUUUUUUUUGUUUUUUUUUAAUCAUACUCACACUUCUCCUGGUGAGCACUUGUGCUCAAAUCAGUAUAACACUAAAUAAAAUGUAACUCAGACUAAAUGAGCCAUAUUUC